Messenger RNA from Gadus macrocephalus (Pacific cod), 1950 nucleotides. RefSeq names its product protein SOGA3. NCBI's taxonomy places the organism in Eukaryota, Metazoa, Chordata, Actinopteri, Gadiformes, Gadidae. The record is from RefSeq and is a predicted model, not a curated record. Bases 298 to 1950 code for a protein of 550 amino acids. Gene Ontology annotation, biological process: regulation of autophagy. The transcript has 8 exons.
UAGCGACGUGCACAUUGGAAACAGCUCGGCUCGGCUGGUCGGGGAGGCGCUCGGAGUCAGCCGGCCGCCUCAGCACCCGCACCCCUCAGCAUCAGCACCGCGGCCGCGGAAUAACACACACAUAACAGGUCAAUCCCGUGUCGCCCGUAGCAAAGCGAUUGGUCGCGACCACAGCUCAUUGUUCGCUUUCGCCUAUCCACAAGACAAACCGGGGCGAAGGACGAGAGGAAAUGGAAGCUGUGGAUGAGCCGAGCCCUCGCCUUAUGAUGACAUCAUGAUGCACCCCCCCUCCACGCGAUGAACCCCCCGUCCAGCGGCGCGGCAGACACGCCGCGCCAGGCGGAAAGCAGCGCGCGCCCCAAGAAGCAACGUGCGACAUCGCCGGCCGGCGGCAAGGAAGGCGCGGCGUCCAAAGGUGCCGCUGCGCAGAAGGGCGUCAAGACGUCGAAACAAGGCGGAGGAAGCGGAAGGAGCAGUCGUGGUCAUUCCCCGGUGUCCACGACUACGGGCAGGGAGCGGCAGACCUGCACGAAAGGCGCAGCUGCUGUCCAGGCGGCAAGCGGUACGGAAAGUCCGCCGCCGGGCCCGGGCGGCAGGGCGUCGGCGGAACGCGGCAGCCAUGCGCCUGACGACGCGUCGUCGCCCUCCUCCCGGUCAGAGCAGAACCGCGUAGUGUCGGAUCAGCCCUGCGCCUCCAAAUCCCCCAAGCUGCGCAGCAAACAGCCGAGAGGAGGGGAGGCGAAGAAGAGCUCCAAGAGUGCCGUAGGGUGCGGACCGGGCUUCUGGAAGGAAGGCUGUCUGCAGUCCGAGCUGAUCCAGUUCCACCUGAACAAGAGCCUUGGGAAGAAAGGCACGAAGAUGAAGCAGGUGUCCCCCCCGACGUCAGAGCCGGAGCUAUCCCCCGAGGAGGAGCCUCCUCCGCACCCUCAGCCCGACGAGAGGCUGCAGGAGGAGAUAGAGAAGCUGGAGGAUGAGAACGAGGAUCUCAAGAACGAGAUGGAGGAGAUGCGGGCGGAGAUGGACGAGAUCCGGGACACCUUCUACGAGGAGGACGCCUGCCAGCUGCAGGACAUGCGGCGCGAGCUGGAGCGCGCCAACAAGAACUGCCGCAUCCUGCAGUACCGCCUUCGCAAGGCCGAGAGGAAGAGGCUGAGGUUCGCCGAGACGGGCGAGGUGGACGGAGAGCUGCUCCGGAGCAUGGAGCAGGACCUCAAGGUGGCCAAGGACGUGUCGGUGCGGCUGCACCACGAGCUGGAGAACGUGGAGGAGAAGCGGAUGAAGACGGAGGAGGAGAACGAGAGGCUGAGGCAGAAGCUCAUCCAGGUGGAGAUCACCAAGCAGGCCCUGCACAACGAGCUGGAGAAGUCCAAGGAGCUGUCGCUGAAGAGACGAGGAGGCAAGGAGGGAGGGAGGGCAGAGAGGAGGGCCCCACAGACCCCGGUGGAGGAGGAGAACGAGGACCUGAAGUGCCAGCUGGCCUUCAUCAAAGAGGAGGCCCUCCUGAUGAGGAAGAAGAUGGCCAAGAUCGACAAGGAGAAGGACCGCCUGGACCAGGAGCUGCAGAAGUACCGCUCCUUCUACGGCGACGUGGACAGCCCCCUGCCCAAGGGGGAGGCCGGGGGACCCCCCUCCAGCCGCGAGUCGGAGCUGAAGCUCCGGCUGCGUCUGGUGGAGGAGGAGGCCAACAUCCUGGGGAGGAAGAUCGUGGAGCUGGAGGUGGAGAACCGCGGGCUGAAGGCGGAGCUGGACGACAUGAGAGAGGACUGUCUUGCGGCUGCGGGUCCAGACGGCUCCGGUAACGGGGGCCAGUCCAGGGAGCAGGGGGAGGCUCUGUCAGAGCUCCGGCAGCAGCUGCAGCUGGUGGAGGACGAGGCGGAGCUCCUGAGGAGGAACCUGGCAGAUGUGGAGGAGGAGAAUAAAAAGAGGUCUUCCUUCCCGAUCCCGUAUUGA